AUGGGGUGUGUGAGGAGUGUGUUUGGGGUGUUUCUGGUGACUGUUGUGAUUGUAGGGCCUUGUUCAGGUAAUGUGAGAAAUGAUUUUCAUGAAUUAAAGGGUGGCAAUGGCAUGGCCAACUCUACCGCUGAAGUUUCUCGUGGUUUGGUGGGAGAUGUUGGUGUGAGUGGGACGAACUCGUCGGAAGUUUUAUUAGGUGAAAUGAAGUUCAGUGGGGGGAACGGUGGAAGAGGAGGAGGUGGUGGCGGGGGUGGAGGAAAUGGAGGUGGAGGUGGAGGAGGAGGAGGAGCUGAACAUAAAGGACGAAAAAGAAAGGGUGGAGGAAGUGGCGGUGGAGGUGGGGGUGGAGGAGGUUCAGGUGGUGGAGGAGGAGGAGGAGGAGGAAAUGGACAAGGUCAUGGAUGGGGUGGAGGAAGUGGUGGAGGAGGAGGAGGAGGUGGGGGUGGUGGAGGAGGGGGAGGUGGUGGUGGAAGUGGGGGAGGGGGAGGAGGAGGAGGUCUUUCAGAUCAGUUAGUAACUCCUUGA
Molecule: messenger RNA, 525 nt
Organism: Vigna unguiculata (cowpea)
Lineage: Eukaryota; Viridiplantae; Streptophyta; Magnoliopsida; Fabales; Fabaceae
Source: RefSeq, a predicted model, not a curated record